AUGAGUAGAAGUUCACCAAGUGGGAAAGGACACUCUAGGAUGGCCGAGCCUCGAUUUAACAACCCCUACUUCUGGCCCCCUCCUCCCACCAUGCCCAGCCAGCUGGACAACCUGGUCCUGAUUAACAAGAUCAAGGAGCAGCUGAUGGCGGAGAAGAUCCGGCCGCCUCACCUGCCGCCCACGUCGGCUUCGUCGCAGCAGCCGCUGCUGGUGCCGCCGGCGCCGGCCGAGAGCAGCCAAGCCGUCAUGUCGCUGCCCAAGCUGCAGCAGGUGCCGGGGCUGCACCCGCAGGCCGUGCCGCAGCCCGACGUGGCGCUGCACGCGCGGCCGGCCACCAGCACCGUCACAGGUCUGGGGCUCUCCUCCCGGACCCCGGCUGUGAGCACGUCCGAGUCGAGUGCAGGCACGGGGACCAGCACCCCGUCCACGCCCACCACCACCAGCCAGAGCCGCCUCAUCGCCUCGUCCCCCACCCUCAUCUCAGGGAUCACCAGCCCCCCCCUCCUGGACUCCAUCAAGACAAUCCAGGGCCAUGGCCUGCUUGGCCCCCCCAAGUCCGAGCGCGGCCGCAAAAAGAUCAAGGCGGAGAACCCAGGGGGGCCGCCCGUCCUCGUAGUCCCCUACCCCAUCCUGGCCUCGGGCGAGACUGCCAAGGAGGGCAAGACAUACAGGUGUAAGGUGUGCCCGCUGACCUUUUUCACCAAGUCUGAGAUGCAAAUUCACUCCAAGUCACACACCGAGGCCAAGCCCCACAAGUGCCCGCACUGCUCCAAGUCCUUUGCCAACGCCUCCUACCUGGCCCAGCACCUGCGCAUCCACCUGGGCGUCAAGCCCUACCACUGCUCCUACUGUGAUAAGUCCUUCCGACAGCUCUCCCACCUCCAGCAGCACACCAGAAUCCACACAGGCGACAGACCCUACAAGUGCCCACAUCCUGGCUGCGAAAAGGCUUUCACUCAGCUCUCCAACCUCCAGUCUCACCAGCGCCAGCACAACAAGGACAAGCCCUACAAGUGUCCCAACUGCUACCGGGCCUACUCGGACUCCGCGUCCCUGCAGAUCCACCUCUCCGCCCACGCCAUCAAGCACGCCAAGGCCUACUGCUGCAGCAUGUGCGGGCGGGCCUACACCUCGGAGACCUACCUGAUGAAGCACAUGUCCAAACACACGGUGGUGGAGCACCUGGUGAGCCAUCACUCGCCCCAGAGGACGGAGUCCCCCGGCAUCCCGGUGCGAAUUUCCCUCAUCUGA
Puma concolor (puma) is the source of this 1251-nucleotide messenger RNA. The record is from RefSeq and is a predicted model, not a curated record. NCBI's taxonomy places the organism in Eukaryota, Metazoa, Chordata, Mammalia, Carnivora, Felidae.